AAACAAAAUUGUUACAGUAUCGUAAAAUUUUUCCGUAGGCUAAACACGGCCUUGAUUGGACGUCGCAAUCUGCAAGUGAUCGAGAUGGAAUCGAUAGGCACUCAAGCUAGCUACUCUUAUGUUGUCGCCACAGCAUUAUUAUGCCUGAUCCAAUCCGGUCGAAUUAAUCCUCCACUUGCGUAGUAAAACCGAGCAGCACCAGCACACAGCGUCCGAGCGCAGCGGCUGCUCAAGUAGUCAGCCAGUCAGGCGAUCAGCUUCAACUGAUCAUGGCUACGACGACGGCGCACCAGCUCGUGGUGGUCCUGCUCGUUCUGGCCUUGCCGGCGGCCAUGUCCGCGUGCACUAGUGAGGUCUUCCCAUCAGGGAAGACCUACGUGACGUGCCAGGACCUCCCGGAGCUCGGCGCGGCGCUGCACUGGACAUACUACGCCGACGCGUCGCUGUCGCUGGCGUUCGUGGCCGCGCCGGCAGCGCCCGGCGGGUGGGUGGCCUGGGGCAUCAACCCCACUGCUGGCAACGGCGGCGGCAUGGUCGGCACGCAGGCGCUGCUGGCGUUCGUCGCUGGCGGCGCCUCCUCGUCCUCGUCCACGCCCACCGUCAGAACCUACAACAUCACCGGCUACGACGCGGUCGGCGCCGCCUCGACGCCCAUCGCGUUCCCCGCCGCCGACCUCGCUGCAGACGUGGGCAGCGGCGGGAGGAUCCGGCUGUACGCCACGCUGCAGCUGGACAAGGGGAUGAAGGUGGUGAACCAGGUGUGGCAGGUCGGGUCCUCCGUCACUAGAGGAGCUCCCGACGUGCACGCCAUGGCACCCGAAAACCUGGUUGCCAUGGGCAAGCUCGUCCUCUCCGUUGGGACCGCCGCCGCAAGCAGCCCUCCAGCGCACGCCGCCGGCCCGUCCAGCAACAGGUCGUCUUCUUGGCCGCCGUCAGGCUCAGGCAGGCAGAUGAUAUCACGGGGGGCAGGCACGGACAGCGUCUCCGCGACGGCACACGUUGUACUGGCAUUGCUGGGUUUCUGGGCGAUGGUAGGAUAGGUGCUGUUGCAAGUGUAUAAACCGAUCAUUCAUGUCCUUGUGUUGA
This is a messenger RNA of Sorghum bicolor (sorghum), 1086 nucleotides long. RefSeq names its product auxin-induced in root cultures protein 12. The coding region runs from base 270 to 1040 and encodes 256 amino acids. NCBI's taxonomy places the organism in Eukaryota, Viridiplantae, Streptophyta, Magnoliopsida, Poales, Poaceae. The transcript has 2 exons. The record is from RefSeq and is a predicted model, not a curated record.